This is a messenger RNA of Psilocybe cubensis, 1554 nucleotides long. RefSeq lists its product as uncharacterized. NCBI's taxonomy places the organism in Eukaryota, Fungi, Basidiomycota, Agaricomycetes, Agaricales, Agrocybaceae. The transcript is spliced from 3 exons. The record is from RefSeq and is a predicted model, not a curated record. Gene Ontology annotation, biological process: negative regulation of transcription by RNA polymerase II; cell differentiation; anatomical structure morphogenesis. Bases 1 to 1554 code for a protein of 517 amino acids. Gene Ontology annotation, molecular function: RNA polymerase II cis-regulatory region sequence-specific DNA binding; DNA-binding transcription factor activity, RNA polymerase II-specific.
AUGCCCGCCCUACGCACUCGCGAAACCCAAUCCCGAACACUAGACGUGACCGCGGAUGCACCUCAACCUCCCUCGUUCAACAUCGUAUCACCAACGCCACGCGCCUUCACCUUCCCUGUAACGAAUAACCUCUCAGACAGUCCUUACUCUUCGCGUUCAAACUCGCCUCUCGAGCCAUCCGACCUUCGUUCGUUCCCUUCGCAAUGUACAUUACCUUCUUCUUCAUCAUCGUUUACACCACCCCCAACAUACACCAGCACGGAGUCGCCAUCAUCAUCACCAUUGGCAGUAGAUCUCCAACGCAGAAAAUCAUCAAGUAGUGACAGCCCCGAACGCCGGCCAAAGAAGGGCGAGGAAGACUACAUCAAGCGUCCAGAGAACGCUUUCAUUCUUUUCCGACGCAAGUGCUGCGAGGAUCGCCAGGCCGCGCAGGACGAGGAGGCCGCUUCAAAAGGGCCGGCGAAGAAGCAGAGGCAGGCAGAUCUUUCCAAGACGAUCAGCCAGCAGUGGAAGAGCUUGUCACCCGAGGAGCGGAAGGAGUGGGAGAACCUGGCGAAGAACAAGAAGUUGGAGCACGAAAAGAGAUAUCCGAACUAUGUGUAUCGUCCGCAGAGAGCCAAGGAUAAGGAUGGGCGACCGAAGAAUGGCAAGAAGUUGAAGAAGCUGGAUUACGACGAGUCGGCGAGCAUGUCGUUCAUCGUUCCUGUUCCGCGUCCCCAUGGGCGUUCAGCGUCUGCUCCUUCUCAGCCUGCGUUCCAGUCUAUCCAGAUACCGAACGUGUACAACAUGGCGCCGUGUCCCACAUCUCCCUCGUUGCUACCGAUGAUUAGUCGACGUUCAGCGUUCCCGGGUCACCCUGAGGAUUCAGCAUCUUCAUUCGACUUCAUCCCGAACACCAACAACUCUUUCGUUCCCCCAUCAUACUCUAUCCCAGCACAGUUUGAAGCUGCCCUCCAGUCGUCAGAGUUCCUGAGAAGUAUGUUCGGCACAUCUGAUCAGCAACAAUCAAGCAGUGGGUCACCUCUCCAACAACUCACCAUGCAAGGAUCGACGACAGAGGCGCCCGGCCUCCUUCCAGCUCACCAGAUAGUCUCCCCGUCGUCUUCAGUUGGCUCGGGUUCCUCUGGACCCUCGUCACCGCUCUCCGGCCCAUUCACCCCCAACUCCAGCAAUCUCACGCAGAACUUCUCUCAUCUCACCCCAGACGCGUCGCUCGAAGCCCAAGCACAGGCUGAAAUCGACCUCCAACUGGAGAUGCAGAUGCAGCAAGAGUUCGCCGCGUUCACCUGGGAAGGAAACCACAACUCGAUCUGGUCUAACGAGCCGGUGAUCCUCAUGGGCGACGACUUCGACAUCAACGCGAUCCGACCUGUGGAACUGGAUUUGAGCUUGCCAAAGUAUACCGAAAGCGUUGCGAUUGCGCCUCCUCAGGUUUCUGGGCUUGACUUUGGGCAUGACUUCUCUCCCUCGUUAGACGCUGUGCACUAUCCGGACGAAAGUCGGAAUCUCGGGAUCCUCAACUUUGACGAGAUGAUGGCUGGCCACAGCUUCUGA